AUGGCAUACACUACUGAGAAAGGAAAAUUAGUUAAUGCUAAACAAUUAAAACCUGGUUGUGGAGACAAAUGUCGGUUGAAGUGUACACUUAAGAUUAAUGAGCAGCAAAGAUUAGUAAUAUUCAAUAACUUUUGGAUAUUAGGUGAUUUGAAUAGACAGCGAGAUUUUGUCAAAAAUGCUAUGAAAGAAGUAAAACCGAAAUAUUCGCUACAUAAUGCUCAGAGUAAAAGAUCUAUUAAUGCGGCUUAUCAUUUAACAGUAGAUGGUAUAAUUAUAAGGGUAUGUAAAAAGUUCUUUAUGCAUACUUUGGACAUUGGGCACUCAUUUAGAACGACGGCAUGUAAGAAAACAACAUCAUCGGGUAUAGUUUUAGAAGAUUUAAGAGGUAUGCAUAACAAGAAAGGUAAACUAUUACCUGUCUUUGUUAAGGAUGGAGUACGUGAACACUUAAACUCAUAUCCUACUAAGGAAUCGCACUACUGUCGAUCAUCAUAA
Messenger RNA from Parnassius apollo (apollo), 495 nucleotides. Lineage: Eukaryota; Metazoa; Arthropoda; Insecta; Lepidoptera; Papilionidae. The record is from the annotation of a GenBank genome assembly.